Molecule: messenger RNA, 1737 nt
Organism: Phlebotomus argentipes
Lineage: Eukaryota; Metazoa; Arthropoda; Insecta; Diptera; Psychodidae
Product: DDB1- and CUL4-associated factor 11
Exons: 3
Coding region: 1-1593 (530 amino acids)
Biological process (GO): proteasome-mediated ubiquitin-dependent protein catabolic process
Cellular component (GO): Cul4-RING E3 ubiquitin ligase complex
Molecular function (GO): protein binding
Source: RefSeq, a predicted model, not a curated record
AUGGAGUUCAUGGAGACAGAAACGGACGAGGAGGAGAUGGACAGCGACUCAGACUACGAGCCCAUCCUCAACUCCAUUCUCUUCCACGAUCGCGAGAGUGGUUAUGGUGGCUAUCGCGGCUCCUCCAACACGAGGCGCUCCUACAUUCUCCUGGUGCUGCAGAACCUGGUGGGCAGCGGCCUGAUCGAGUACGAGGGCGACGGCUUCGCGCGUAAGCUGCCCAAGAUCCAGGGCAAGCAGACGACGGACGCCCUCGUACGCAAUGACUUCUACCAGAGCGUCAUGAGGGCCUCCGGACAGACAGCCCGGCGACAGCCGUGGAACGUGGCGCAGAUGCUGAGCGAGCGACAGCACGUGCGCUCCUGGACGACGGCCCAGAAGUGCAAGAUGAGCAGCCUGUACGUGCCGAACGUGAAGGAAGGCGUGGCGAUGAAGUACGACUCGAAGGUCUUCUGCGGCAGCUUCACGCCGAACGGGAAGCACUUCGUGACGGCGUGCCAGGAGGGUGAGAUCCGCGUGUACGACGCCACGGCGUCCGGCAUCAAGCCGGGGUACAAGCUCGUCAACACACUGCUGGGACGCGACGUGGAGUGGAGCAUCCUGGACAUGGACUUCACGCCGGACGGACAGGAGUUUGUGUACGCCACAAGGUCGUGUUGUCUUCACGUGGGAAAUCUGCACGGGCGCAGCUCGGACAUCAUGUGCAUCCCGUUCGAUGAGUAUUCCAUGCACAAGUUCGCCUCCUAUUCCGUCCAGUUCGCCAACGGCGGGCGCGAGCUGAUCGCCGGCUGCAGCGACGGCGCGGUGUCCGUGUACGACAGGGACAGGUGCGCGUGGACGGAGCGCGCGCUGGAGGACAAUAUGGAGGUGAACGCUGUGCGGCUGCUCGAGGGCAACUCGCACAUCCUGUGCGCGGGCUCGGACGACGGCACCAUCCGGAUAUACGACCGCCGAGCGAUGGCUGUGAAGUCGCGCGGAAGCGUGGGCAUGUUCGUGGGCCACCUGGACGGCGUGACGUCGAUUGACGUGAAGAACGACGGCCGGUACUUCAUCACGAACUCCAAGGACCAGACGAUAAAGCUGUGGGACGUGCGCGUGACGUCGAAGGAGAGCCAGAUCCAGGAGUUCGCCGCCGGCAAGCGCGACGCCUUCCGCGACUGGGACUACAGAUGGAACACAGUGCCGCCGAGCUACUACAAAGUCAACGAGCUGCCGGGCGACACGAGCGUGAUGUCCUACCGUGGCCACCGGGUGUUCAAGAGCCUGAUCCGGGCCAAGUUCAGCCCCGCCUCGACCACUGGCCAGCGCUACAUCUACACCGGCUGCGGCACGGGCUAUCUUGUGAUGUACGACGCCCUCACGGGCGAAAUGGUGCAGGCGAUCCGCGGCCACUCGAACAUUGUGCGCGACGUGGCGUGGCAUCCGCACCGCUCGGAGAUCCUCACCAGCUCCUGGGACUGCAACGUGAACCUGUACUCAUACAAGGCGGAAGGGUGGAAGAAGGAGAACAAGAGCGCCCGCUCAGGCGUCACACUGAGACGUUCCCUGCGCAUUGCCAACCGCAAUCGCCGCAAUCAGUCAGAUAUUUCGUGAAAAGACAACAUCCUGAUUACUCAAUUUCCUGAUUCCUACUGAAAUUAUGGGAGUGUACUUCUGAUAGAGGGAUGAAUUGAUACACGUGUAAGUUUUGUAUUGGAGGAAAAUAAGAAAAGGUAUACUUGAUCACAAUAAAUAUCA